UUACUUUAAGCAGGUUAAGAUAAAUAUAAAUUGCUGAAAAUAAUUUAACCUGUCUUGUUGGAUGAUGAUCUUAUUUUAUCAAUAUUCGCGUUACUAGGGAGCGGUCAAUAUAAGUUCGCAAUAUUAUACUAAGUAAUACUUUAAAAUGGCUAAAGCCACGACUAUUAAAGAAGCUAUAAAGAAAUGGGAAGAUAAAACGGGUGACCAAGCGGCUACGGCCACAGAAGUUAGUCUUAUGUUUCAAUGGCCGCCGAUUGAGAAGAUGGAUAAUACUCUUGCUACUUUGACGAAUUGCGAGAAAUUAAGCUUAUCUACGAAUAUGAUUGAGAAAGUAACUGGAUUAAACACUUUUAAAAAACUGAGAAUACUUUCUUUGGGCAGAAAUUAUAUUAAGGGUUUUACUGGCAUGGAACCGCUCGGCGAUACAUUGGAAGAACUAUGGAUAUCUUACAACUUGAUUGAAAAACUAAAAGGGAUCCAUGUUUUGAGAAACUUAAAAGUUCUAUACAUGAGCAACAAUUUAGUUAAGGAAUGGAGUGAAUUUAAUAAGUUACAGGAGUUACCACAUUUAGAAGACCUACUCUUCGUUGGAAACCCCCUCUAUGAUGGCUGUGAACUGGAAGCUUGGAGAUCAGAAGCCGCUAGAAGACUUCCCAAUCUGAAGAAGUUGGACGGAGAAACUGUGCUCAGAGAAGAUGAACCGCCUUUGACUGUUGCUGACAUGCAGCCCGACGGAGGUGACGGUGUUGAAACUUUGGUUAGCGCCGAAACCAACGAUUGAAGAAAAAAUAUGCUUCGGAAUAACGACGAUUUACAUAACAGAGGAUUAACCAAUGUCUAUCUAUUAUUAAU
Molecule: messenger RNA, 852 nt
Organism: Helicoverpa armigera (cotton bollworm)
Lineage: Eukaryota; Metazoa; Arthropoda; Insecta; Lepidoptera; Noctuidae
Product: dynein axonemal light chain 1-like
Exons: 5
Coding region: 146-781 (211 amino acids)
Biological process (GO): outer dynein arm assembly
Cellular component (GO): cytoplasm
Molecular function (GO): dynein heavy chain binding; alpha-tubulin binding
Source: RefSeq, a predicted model, not a curated record